Molecule: messenger RNA, 850 nt
Organism: Prorocentrum cordatum
Lineage: Eukaryota; Dinophyceae; Prorocentrales; Prorocentraceae
Source: the annotation of a GenBank genome assembly
CAACGCCAUGCACGCGGGAAGCGGCAUACACCGACGCUGCCGUCAGAGCCUGGCGUUCCUCGUUCAUGAGGCUGCCGUUGUAUUCAACCACGCCAAGCUCGAGACCGAUGAACUCCUUGAUUUCCAAGCCCGCGGCAGGGCGUCGUCCACCUGUUGAAUGGAGUGUUGUGCGGGUCCGUGCAGCGAGGACCCUGGGCGGGACCAGCUCCGACAUGUUGGUGACCAGUCGCAGCCACCGAUCGACUCGCCGCCCCAGCAGGACAGGAACGACCCAGUGAUCCAGGCAUUUACGAAGAUACCGCCGAGCAUCCAGUUCGUGAGGUGCACGAAAUCGGCGGGCGACCGCCGCCUGCCAGCCAACCCGGCUGUGCCGCGGGUGGGCUACGUCCAAAAUGCUGGGGUAGUCGCCGAGAACCGCCCAGGCCUCGUUCAGCGCAGCGUCGAGGUUGAGGACGCAGCUGUCUGUCGCCCACGGGCCCCAGGUCCGCCUGGGCCAAAACGGGUCAAAAAGGGCGCACGCCUGCUCACCGCAAGCCCGCCGUUCCAGGAGUCCUCGUGCAGGGCGACAUGUCCAUCAGCUCUUUGGGGAACGCAGAGAUCCUUAGAGAUAUGGCCAUCUCCGGCGGCAUCCAACCCCAAGGGCCUGGAAACAGAGCCUGCGCCGCGGCCUCCUCGCAAACGGCGAACCUCUUUGGCAAAAUAUCCACUUGCGCGCAGAACAUGACCACGGAAACAAUAAACACUUAGUACGCAUCAAGCGAGAGCAACGAACCCACCCCGAGUUUUCCCCAGAGCUUCGCCCUCUUCAAGAACUUGGUCAACGUUCCGUCCAACGUCCUAGACCCUCGUC